Molecule: messenger RNA, 615 nt
Organism: Leishmania mexicana MHOM/GT/2001/U1103
Lineage: Eukaryota; Euglenozoa; Kinetoplastea; Trypanosomatida; Trypanosomatidae
Product: i/6 autoantigen-like protein
Exons: 1
Coding region: 1-615 (204 amino acids)
Molecular function (GO): calcium ion binding
Source: RefSeq, a predicted model, not a curated record
AUGCUGAUCUCUACGAGGGAUGCUUUUGAGAAGCGCCGCAUCACCCGCGAGGAUGGCAUAGAUGUGUUGCCUCGUCAAAUGAUCACAGUGGCCGCUCUCGAGGCUGGCUACUGCCUGAGGUCGCCCACGGUUGGCGAGGCGGUGAGCAAGACCACGUAUCCUGGUCAGAUGACUGCCUACGAGUUCACCGAGUUCUGCGAAGAUAACAGGUCAUCUCUCAUGUCGGCUGAGGACAUGGCGAAAUGUGUUGUUGUGGUGGCCCCGGCGUGUAUUAUCACACGCAGGUCGCUGGAGGAAAUCGUGACCAAGAGCAGCUUCAAGAAAGAUGCCCUGUCCGAAGAGGAGGUGGACGCUCUCUUUAGCAUCCUAGACGCUGAAAACAAGGGUGCUAUCACUGACAGGGACUUCAUGCGUGCUCUUUACGGUGAGACAGGUGUGCACUGCCUUGCGGCGCGCCGCAAGCUGGACGCACUGGAGGCUAAGCGUCGGGAGCAGGAGGCCCUCGACCAGGCAAGAGUGGAGGAGGAGGAGGAGAAGAAAGCCCCUUCCGAAAAGGAGACCCCCAAACCCCUGGAGAAGGAACAGAAGAAGAAGAAGGCUUCUGCAUGCUGCUAA